Cynara cardunculus var. scolymus (artichoke) is the source of this 740-nucleotide messenger RNA. Its product is annotated as putative germin-like protein 2-1. Gene Ontology annotation, molecular function: manganese ion binding. The record is from RefSeq and is a predicted model, not a curated record. Bases 90 to 740 code for a protein of 216 amino acids. The transcript has 2 exons. Gene Ontology annotation, cellular component: cell wall. Lineage: Eukaryota; Viridiplantae; Streptophyta; Magnoliopsida; Asterales; Asteraceae.
ACCACCAAAAGCAACUCAUCUCCCCUUCUUGGGUUCCUUAGCUUUCCCUCUUAUAUCCAUCCUGCUGUUGUUCUUCCUAUUUAAAAGAGAUGGGGAACCAACUUAUACUAUUCAGCCUUUUAGCUCUCACCUUUGGUUGCCUUGCUUUAGCCUACGAGCCUAAACCSCUUCAAGAUUUUUGUGUAGCCGAUCCCAACAGCUCAGUGAAAGUAAAUGGUGUAACGUGCAAGAAUCCAAUGCAAGUUCAAGCACAAGAUUUCUUCUUCAGUGGGCUACAUCUCAGGGGUAACACAUCGAACCCUCAGGGAUCAAGGGUGACCCCAGUGUUUGCAACUCAAUUGCCAGGGCUAAACACUUUGGGCAUCUCAAUGGUUCGGAUUGACUACGCACCAUGGGGACUCAACCCUCCUCACACCCACCCACGAGCCACCGAGAUCCUUACGGUUCUUGAAGGCUCCCUACAAGUCGGAUUUGUCACUUCUAAUCCCGAAAACCGCUUUAUCACAAAGGUACUGCAAAAGGGUGAUGUUUUCGUGUUCCCAGUUGGACUCGUUCAUUUCCAGCGCAACAUUGGUAACGGGUAUGCAGUUGUUAUUGCUGCAUUGAGUAGUCAAAACCCAGGUGCCAUAACGAUCGCCAAUUCAGUUUUCGGUGCAAAUCCUCCGAUCCCAAGGGAGAUUCUAGCGAAGGCAUUCCAAGUCGAGGCGAGCAUGGUGGAUCAGCUACAAGCAAAGUUCUAG